This is a messenger RNA of Bufo gargarizans (Asiatic toad), 992 nucleotides long. It is a transcript of the gene ORMDL2, whose product is annotated as ORMDL sphingolipid biosynthesis regulator 2. NCBI's taxonomy places the organism in Eukaryota, Metazoa, Chordata, Amphibia, Anura, Bufonidae. Gene Ontology annotation, biological process: intracellular sphingolipid homeostasis; ceramide metabolic process; negative regulation of ceramide biosynthetic process. The transcript is spliced from 4 exons. The coding region runs from base 125 to 586 and encodes 153 amino acids. The record is from RefSeq and is a predicted model, not a curated record. Gene Ontology annotation, cellular component: endoplasmic reticulum membrane.
AAACGUCGUCAGUGCGCCACCUCGCAGGCUGUAAUCGUCAUGUUGACUCCGCCCCUGUUAGACUCUUACCGGAAGUGGUGGCGUUUCCUGGAGACCGGUGACAGGCGGAGGCCCUAGCUACAGGAUGAAUGUUGGGGUGGCACAUAGUGAGGUGAACCCCAAUACACGGGUGUUGAAUAGUCGAGGAAUAUGGCUGGCCUACAUUAUUCUAGUAGGCUUUCUUCACAUAAUCCUCUUGAGCUUUCCCUUCUUCAGCGUUCCUGUUGUCUGGACCUUGACUAAUGUUAUUCACAAUCUUGUUAUGUACCUGUUCCUGCACACAGUGAAGGGCACUCCAUUUGAGACCCCUGACCAAGGUAAAGCACGGCUCCUUACUCAUUGGGAGCAGAUGGACUAUGGCAUCCAGUUUACCUCUUCCCGCAAGUUUCUCACCAUCACACCAAUUGUUUUAUACCUUCUUGCCAGCUUUUACACCAAAUAUGAUGCUGUCCAUUUCCUUAUCAACACCUUAUCGUUGCUCAGCGUCCUGCUUCCCAAGCUCCCCCAAUUCCAUGGAGUACGGAUUUUUGGAAUUAACAAGUACUGAAGAUGUUUGAUGGGAAUCUCCACCUGCUGCCUGUCACACAAUUCAUGUUCUGCAUGAAAUAAGUCGGGGACAUUAUUCUCAUUACGAAGCUGCGGACACCCGGCUGAAUGAUAUUGUGUCUGACACGUUUUAUACUGUGAUGCUUCAAGAUUCAGAGAGAAGGAUAAUCAAAUGAGCGUACACACACCUUAUUACUGCAAAAUGACAUUUUGGAUAUAACGAGGGGGGAUUUAUUUGGUUUCGUUGAAGUAAGAUGAGUGAGCUUAGUAACUGCCUGAUAUACAGCAGUGCUUGCUGUACACACAAAGAUGAUUUGCUAUAAAUUAAGGUUGAAAUCAACAGCCCCUUAUGUUAAGUAUUAAAUGUGUUUUCUCUUUUAAUUUUCAUUAAAGUUGAACUAGUUUGA